Aedes aegypti (yellow fever mosquito) is the source of this 1645-nucleotide messenger RNA. RefSeq names its product chitinase-3-like protein 1. The coding region runs from base 103 to 1596 and encodes 497 amino acids. Gene Ontology annotation, molecular function: chitin binding; chitinase activity. Lineage: Eukaryota; Metazoa; Arthropoda; Insecta; Diptera; Culicidae. The transcript is spliced from 4 exons. Gene Ontology annotation, cellular component: extracellular region. The record is from RefSeq and is a predicted model, not a curated record. Gene Ontology annotation, biological process: carbohydrate metabolic process; chitin catabolic process.
GGAAGUAUGACUCGUGUGCUCAGUUCAUUACAAGGUUUCCAUUAAAAACGUUUGUCUCCAAUUUUGAUUGAAAUCCACUUUCCACAAGUGCACCACUUCAGAAUGGUAUCAGCAAAUGUCACAGGAUUAGUGCUGACGACAAUAGUUUUUCUGUCCAAGAUAAUUAAUGCAAAAAAUAUUGUGUGCUACUACGGCACUUGGGCCACAUAUCGAAAUGGAAAUGGAAAGUUCGUGGUGGACAAUAUAGACCCUUUUCUUUGUACGCAUCUAAUAUAUGCUUUUGUUGGAAUCAAUGCAAACGGUACCAUCCGAGUUCUGGAUCCGUGGCUUGACUUGGAGGAUAAUUGGGGUCUCGGAACUAUGCGACAAUUCAACGAUUUGAAAAAUUCCAAUCAUAAAUUGAAAACUUUGGUCGCCGUCGGUGGAUGGAACGAGGGAUCUGAGAAAUUUUCCACCGUUGCUGAGAGUCCUAUUCUAAGGAAGAGAUUUGCCCAAGAUGCAGCUCGUUUCUGCUCGUACCACGGAUUCGAUGGACUGGACGUUGACUGGGAAUAUCCAGCGCAACGUGAUGGAGAUCCAACCGUGGACCGAGAAAACUUUGUUUUGUUUUUGGCUGAUCUAAGGGAAGAAUUUUCAAAUCGCGGGCUUUUAUUGACUGCAGCAGUUGCAGCCACUGAAUCGUCAGCAUCGAUAUCUUACAAUAUUCCGGAGGUAUCCAAGUACUUGGACUUCAUUAACGUGAUGGCAUAUGACCUACACGGUCCUUGGGAGUCUAAAACUGGGCACAAUGCCCCACUCUUUGUAGGACUCCACGAUAAUACUACGAAUAAAAUGCAGCUUAAUGUAAAAAGCAGUAUAAGCUAUUGGUUACAUCAAGGUGUUCCUGCAAGGAAGAUUAUGCUGGGAGUAGCAUUCUACGGUAGAUCGUUUACGUUGCGAUCCAAUAGUGAGCACGGCGUUGGAGCUCCAACAAGUGGCCCAGGACAAGCAGGCCAAUAUACAUACGAAUCUGGAUUCCUCGGAUACAACGAGAUAUGUGAGAAAUUGAUAGUUGACAAGUGGAAUCAGAACUGGGAUGCUGAUCAGAAAGUACCUUACGCCUAUAGUGGCAAUCAGUGGGUUGGAUUCGAUAAUGAUGAAAGCUUAUCUCUGAAGUGUGAUUUUGUAGAUCAAUAUGAGCUCGGUGGCGUGAUGCUAUGGUCUAUUGAAACUGAUGAUUUUCAUGGAAGGUGUGGUGAAAAAUUUACUCUGCUGAAUACAUUGAACAGCAAACUAUUCGGCUCAACAGCGUCUACGGUAGCUACAACUAGCAUGCAGCCUUCAACUACCACAAACGACAGUGCACCAACGUGGUCAACAUCUCCAGUGGAAACUACAGUCACAACGACAGUUUCUACAUCAACUAUUACGCAGAGCACAAGUACUACUUCGGGUGAAUUUGUAUGUGUUACGACUGGUUAUUUCCGUGAUCCCGAAAAUUGUGCCAAAUUUUACUACUGUGAUAAAACCUCUCGGUAUGAUUUUGAGUGUCCUGCUGGAUUGGUUUACGAUCCGGAAAAUUUAAUUUGCAACUGGUCAAAUGUUGUGGAGUGCUAACAAUAUUUACUAAUAAAGUUUAAAAUAUGCAAAUGCUGUAAAACUAUGA